This is a messenger RNA of Trachemys scripta elegans, 5924 nucleotides long. It is a transcript of the gene EMILIN2, whose product is annotated as elastin microfibril interfacer 2. Lineage: Eukaryota; Metazoa; Chordata; Testudines; Emydidae. The record is from RefSeq and is a predicted model, not a curated record. Bases 254 to 3535 code for a protein of 1093 amino acids. The transcript has 8 exons. Gene Ontology annotation, molecular function: protein binding.
GGCGGAAGGGGGGCCUCUUGCGUCAGUGCGGGAUCGCAGGAGGAGAACGGAGGGAGAAAGUGCAGGGGCGAGAGGAGAGAAGCGGAAGACGCGAACGGGGAAGGGGGAUUCAGAGGAGCGGAGUCUCUCUCUGCGGGGGCUUCUUAGCACGGCGCGGUCCGCUCUAGGGUGUCUCCAGCCCGGGCUGCUCCCCGCUCAGGCGCCAGUCCCCAGCCAGGCGCGGGGCGCUCCAGCUCCUGCCCUGCCGGCCGCAAUGGGGCUGCGCCCGGGACCCGUCGCGCCCCUGGGCUGGGCACUGGCGCUCCUCCUGUCUCUGGCCGGCGGGCUCAGCGAGGCCACCCCGCACUUGAGGUACAACCGGCCGGGCGCCAGGAGCAAGAACUGGUGUGCCUACAUAGUGAACAAGAACGUGAGCUGCUCUGUGCUGGAUGGAACUGAACAGUUUAUUCAGGCGCAGUACAAAUGUGCCUGGAACCAGUUUCCCUGUUCACCAACCCCAGUCUACCGUAUGAGUUUCAGACCUCGGUAUACAAUUGCUUAUAAGACAGUAACAGAACUGGAGUGGAGAUGUUGUCCUGGUUAUAAAGGUGAAGAUUGCAGAGAGGGUCCAGCAGAACAACCAAGAACCAUUCUGUUUCCCACUUCUCCACCACGAACUCGUGUGAAGAAAGUCUUGGACUCAGAACCAACGGAAAUGCCACGGGAAUCACCCGAGAAGAAAAUUCAAUUCCUUGAGGAUGAAUUGUUUCGACUUACGCAGACAGUGCUUGAUCUUCAAUCCUCCUUACCAGGUGUGAAAGAAAACCUGAAAGCAACUGUCCAAGAAGAUGUCAGUAAGAUGUUGGUCUCAUGGCUGAACAACCGUCAUAAUCACCCAGGGCCUGAUAGUGUUGUGGGUGGUGAAACAGACAGUAUUCAUCUGCCUGGAAUACUUGGCAAUAAAGACCAGAAAGAGACUUUUACUGAUUUUGGAAUGGAAGACAUAAAGUCUGAACUAGCUGAGGUCAAAAAUACUUUGAAGACAAAAAAUGACAAGCUGGAAGAACUGAAUGGGAAAGUGAAAAGCUAUGAAGGGCAAUUAAAACAACUGCAGGAAGCAGCACGAGGACCUACAAUAACAAUACCGAGUGGUGAGUUAUAUCAGGAAUAUCUAGAUUCUAAAAUUGAGGCCCUGAGACAGGAAAUGCUGGAAGGAUUGGAGAAGAAAAUGGCAGAUCUGAAAAACUCAUGUGAAUACAAACUAAUGAAUAUCCAGCAACAAUGUGAUGACCAUGAAACCAGCUGUUCAGAAAUAAUACAACUUGUAGAAGAAAAGGAAGAUGGCCUGAGGAAAGAAAUAAAUGAGCUACGAACUCAGAUCCAGGCUCCUUCAAACCAGUCAGGUUGCUGCAAGACUAGCCACAGUGAUGACUUUGGUCAACAGAUAAAAAAUUUGGAUGAGAAAGUUGACAGAGUUGUGGAAGUACACAGAAUCUUAAAUGCCAGAAUAGAUAAUGAAAUCAUUCGCAUUUCUACUCCAAAUCUAGAAGACAUCUUUGGCCCAAGAUGGGAGGAGCUAGAUGCUAGAAUCAAUGUUACAGAGAGGAAUGCUGAAGAACAUUGUUUUUACAUUGAGGAAACUCUCCGAGGUGCUAUAGCUGCUGAAGUAAAUGAAGUCAGAGACUUACUUGAUCAAAAACUACAGGCACUGGAAGACAGGUUGGGUGGCACUAUUUUAAAAAUUGCCAAUGCCACAGCCUCAGAUGGAAUAUCAAUUAGUUCAGGAUCAGUCUUGCACAGUGACUCAGAAUCUGGAAAUGAGCAGCUUACAACUGAGAUGAAUCUCCUGAGGAACAAACUACAAGCCAUUGAACACCUUUGCUGGCAGAAAUGCCAAUCUGCACCCCAAGAUAUGGAAGACCUUCAGAAAAGCAUAGAAAAUUGUAGCAACAAAUAUGAGUACUUGCUUUUGAAAGUAGAAGACAACUCUGCUCUUUUGAAGUCUUUAAAUGGUUCCCUUAAUGAGAAAUUUAACUUUACUAAGAGCAACCAACAGAACGUCCAGAAGGAUUUGCGUAGACUUCGGUAUGGUCUAAACGUCAUGGAUAAAGAUGUAAAAAAUCUUCAGGUUGGCUUGAGCAGCUGUAAGGAGCAACUUCUGGGUGUCAAUUCUACAUGUGAAAAGACCCAGCAAGGUGUAUUCAGAAAAAUAGAUGAAAUACAAAGAACAGUUGUGAAUCAAACUUCUCACCCAAAUGAUAAUUGCUGUAAUGAGGUGAAGGGGAGGAUGGAACAGCUAAAAGAACAAAUCUUUAAUGACCUCAGGAAAUGUAAAGAGAACAGUGGUAUUCAGGAGGGAGUCUCAGAUGUGGAUAGUAGACUGUCCCAUGUUGAAAAAGUCUGCAGCAAAAUAGACUCCAUCUCAGGUAGCCUGCAGCGAAUAAAAGAAGGUCUGAACAAGCAUGUCACUAGCUUAUGGAACUGCAUCAGUCAGAUGAAUGGAACCAUGACGUCUCAUUCCAAAGACAUUUCUGGUCUCAAAAAUUCUGUCCAACAGUUCCACAAGCAGGUCACCAAAAUCACCACUGACCUUCAGGAGCUGAUGAAAAUUCAGUCUGGGGCACCUGAAAAUCAACCAAGAGUACCACUGGGGAUACCACAAGAAAGACCUCCCCUGCAGCCAUCACAGCCAAGAACACCACUACAGCCACCACAACCAGGAACAUCUCUACACUCACCAGAGCCGAGAACACCACUGCAACCAUCACAGCCAAGAACACCGCUGCAGCCAUCACAGCCAAGAAUAGUAAUACAACCACCACGGCAAGGAGCCCCUCUUCAGCCAUCACAACCAAGAACUCCCCUACAACCAUCAUUACCAGGUUCAGCCACUUUACCACUUUUGCCUGGAUCAACUGGGAUCAUUAUGGAGUCUGGACAGGCUGGUCCUCCUGGCACAGUUGUAAUGUCAAGAAGUGGACGGCCUAAAGGCAUAGAUGGUCAGUAUACCAUGCCCAUAGCUGAAGGAUAUGCAGGAGCACCAGGGUAUCCAAAAUCUUCUCCGCCUUCUACAGACUCACAAGGACCUACUGCUGCUGCCACCUCUCUGGUGUCUUUUUCGGCUGGUCUUACUCAGAAGCCUUUCCCCAGUGAUGCAGGCGUGGUCCAUUUUAACAAAGUGCUUGUGAAUGAUGGAGACUACUAUAAUCCUAACACAGGCAUCUUCACAUCUCCCUAUGAAGGGCGAUAUCUGAUCACUGCCGUCCUUGCUCCUGAAAGGGAUGAGUAUGUAGAAGCAGUGCUGUCUGUUGCCAAUGCAAGCGUUGCUCAGCUCCACACAGCUGGUUAUAGAAGAGAACUGCUUGAGUAUCACAAACCACGAUCAGGGAAACGAACCUGUGGUGGUGCUGGAACAUUCCACCUCGUUCUUCACCUAAAAGCUGGAGAUGAAGUAAACAUUGUAGUUACUGGGGGCAAGCUGGCCUACACAGACUCCGAUGAAAUGUACUCCACAUUUAGUGGAGUUCUUCUCUAUCCGUCCAUUGCUCAUGUCUAGGUUCCUCGUGAAAAGAAGGGUAAGAUAUUCAGAAGAAAUAAAAUUUGAAGCUUUAAUAUAUUCAUUUUAUAUAUUUGAUUUGAGUGGUGGGUUUAUGAUCCAUAUUUAACUCUACCUUCUCCCCCCCCCCGCAAGACUUCUAAGUUCUGCCACUGUAAAAGGCAUGUUUACAACAGUUAAACUCCUUCUCCCAAGCCCUACAGAGUAGAAAGUGUGUCAAAUAGUAAAUUUGUACCCAGUCUGCAUAGGUAGCUCUCUAAUUUGCUCUCGUAUUAUUCCUUAGUAAACAAUUUCCAUUCCCUCCCUCUACCCCCCACUGUGUCACUGUCAGUUCCAUAAGCCCAAACCUGCUCAUUUGAAAUCCUACAUUUUUGUUCUCUACAAUUUUAGUCCUCUGGUCUGCUACUUUCAUGUUUCCACUAGUGCAGAGAUGAGGAAGUGAUGGUUACAUAGGCCUGAGCUUAUCUCUCCCCAGAUAUUGGGUUGUGAUCUUUGAGUCAGCAGAAUUCAUUUAAGAGAAAAAUAGCUCCAGGGAAUUACGGACAAUGGUUAUUCUGGGCAAAAAGGAUAUUGUUUGUCUGGUCAAAGGGUAAACCUCCACCCUCAGUUGCAAAAUAAAUCAGUCACAUCAUAUUCAACUGGAAACACCUGUAAGGGGAGAAUUUGGCCCUAACUCAAGUACUUGAUGCAGAACUGAGUCACUUUCUGCUGAUAGGGGAAAAAGGAAAAUGAGUAGAAGCUUCCUUUGAGUUAUAGUGCCUGGCUUUGAAAGCUUAAGACAAAAUAUGUUGAGAACAAACCUCAACUAUCCCUCCAGUAUGAGUGCUAAAGCUAGCAACAGGAAACUUAACUGUGAUCUGUUAGAAAAGGUGCAUUCAACUGGAACUGGACUACCUUUCAAAAACUACACUUUCCUGUGCUAAUUUUCAGAGGUUUUACAGUUAAGGAAAAAACAAAAAUUCUUUGCCCUGAUGCUAGGUGACAAACCCACCAACUACAGGGGAAAACUAGCUACAGCAGGGAAUAUCAUAGCUGUCUCUAAGCUCACCUAUUAUAAAUACACAAAGUAAACUGAAGAACAUUUUCUUUAGUCUUUGUUUUAGUAACCACAUUACUUGUAGCAGCAGUGACAAACUUUCAGACAAGGGUGCAUUUUACAUUAUGUACUCCAACCAGAUAGCAGGCUUCCCUUUGUCCUGAGUAGAUGAAAUACAUUUUAGACACCACUGUAGAUUUCCUCAUACCUUCAUUAAACUGGUGACCAGUCAAAUUAUGUGUUAGCUCAUUAAAUCUGGUAGUAUUUUAAUCCUUGGUGUGGCUAGAAAAAAAAUCCAACAGCAAUCUGAGUGGGAACAUGUGGCAGAUUUGUAAAAAUCUAUAAACUGAAGUUUUUAAUAGUCUUUGUAUAGAGUUUUAUUUAUAGCAGUGGUGUGUAAAUAUUUUAACUUUUCUACUGACAAAUCCAGAACAGCUCUUCGUCUCUGUAUGAAUACAACUGUUAGGAGGUAAGCACUCCCUUUCCUGUGAUAAGGUAUGAUAAAUAUAUAUCUAGUCAACAUCUUGUUACAGUUGAAGUGGUAGCUUUGGAAUAGAAGCUCCUUAAGAACUCUGUUGUGGGAAGUCUUUAGCUCAUUGCUUGGAAACAGAAUGAGCUCAGCUUUCAGGGUAAGUUUGAGAAGCUAAUACAUCAGCUAGAGAAGAAACUGACUCAGAAUUCCAUGACAGAGGAACAAAGUUUCUUCAUAGAUUUGUUUGACUGUAGUUUUUAUAAGCAAAGUAUCAGAAUCUCUAUUGGAACUUUAACACAAUCUUCAUCAGAAGUUGUUGGCACAUUCUUGGUUUCCAGUGAGCAAGUUAUAGCUAAGCUGAGGCUAGGAUUUUGUGUGGUGUAUAGUAGGAAAACUACUAAGCGGAGGAGCUGCUGUCUCUCAGCCAGUGCCAGAAAGCACACUAAACGCUUCCUAACUUACAGCUUCCAGGGAAAGAAGGGGAAGACUUAGGUUGUUUUCCUGAAACUGCAGUGCAGCUUUAAGUGUUAGCAUGCUGUAUGACAAAGCAAGCAGCUGUAUAAGGGGGGUGGGGUGUAUUUUCCUCUGCCUUAAGUCCGCUUCAUGCUUUCAAGCCAUAUCUUUUAGUGUAGACAUAGGCCAUAUGGCCUAACUCUCUGUGAGCCAACUAUUAUGACAACCAGUUUGUUCCUAGUAUAGGCAAAGAAGUGAGAGACUCCUUAAGUUUUCUUACACUCCUCCCAGAAGUUGGCUCCAGACAAUGUGUGACUCAAUAUUGGUGGCUGUCCUAGAAAUGACUCAUGGAAACAAUGUGAGCUGAGCGCUCAGGGAAACCCAGUUGGCAGGCAAGCUCCCUUUAAAAAAAAAAAAAAAAAAAAAAA